CAAUUGUGGGCUCAACCAAACCUUGUGAUUCACUCAAUUUCAUCACUCCCAACACUCUUCCCUCUUCUCUCUCAAAUUCCGUCUUCUCUCUUCCCCCCCCCAUUCUCCUUCAAACCCUUGCCCCUCCCCAAUCUCCUCCCCAUAGCGGUAGCGAACUACAAGCCUCAUUCACCCCCUUCUCAUUCAUUCCCGUUUCUUUCUCGACCCCUACAACGUACACCCUCCAAUAAAAUUUUAAACACAUCUCACUCCCAAUUACUAAAUCCACUCAACAUCUCCCACUUCCAACCUUCACACAAGAAGUCCUCUUCCAUUCCUUUUCCCAAUGCCUCCCAUCAUUUCGCUUCCCCCUUAAUUUAACUCCUCUCUCCCUCUCUCUCUAGAGUAGAGCCAAGAAAGAUGGCCACUACCAUCUCAAAACCCUCCUCAAAGCUCUCAAAAUCCCCUUCCCAAUCCUCCAAUUCCAAGUCCUCCUCUUCCUCGCUUUCUUCUCAUUUGGCUAUGGUGGAGCUCAAGUCUCGGAUCCUUUCCGCCCUCUCCAAGCUCUCCGACCGCGAUACCCACCAGAUCGCCGUCGACGACCUCGAGAAGAUCAUCCGUACCCUCCCCUCCGACGGAGUCCCCAUGCUCCUCAACUCCCUCCUCCACGACCCUUCCCCCCCUCCCGAUCCCAAUUCCCGGCAGACUCCGACCGUCGCCCGCCGCGAGUCACUCCGUCUCCUCGCCCUCCUCUGCUCCUUCCAACCCGCCGCCGCCGCCCACCUCCCCAAGAUCAUUGCUCACCUCGUCCGCCGCCUCAAGGACCCCGCCUCCGAUUCCUCCGUCCGCGACGCCUGCCGCGACGCCGCCGGCUCCCUUGCCUCCAUCUACCUCCGCCCCUCCGCCGCCGCCGCCGCCGCCGACAACCGUGAGGACACCUCCGCCGCUGCCGGCGGCGGUGGGUCCUCUUCUCCCGUCGUUUCCCUCUUUGUGAAGCCCUUGUUCGAGGCAAUGGGGGAGCAGAACAAGGCGGUGCAGGCCGGGGCGGCGAUGUGCCUCGCUAAGGUGGUGGAGUGCGCCGGCGGUGGCGGGGAUGGGGAAGGGGGACGGCCGGCGAUGGCUGGGGCGCGUUUCAGAGGGCUGUGCCCCAGGAUCUGCAAGCUGCUUGGCGGGCAGAGCUUUCUGGCCAAGGGAGCGCUUCUGUUGGUCGUUUCCAGCUUGGCUCAGGUAGGAGCUAUUAGUCCUCAGAAUAUGCAACAAAUGCUGCAAAGUGUUCGUGAAUGCCUUGAGAAUAGUGACUGGGCUACCCGUAAGGCAGCAGCUGAUACAUUGAGUGUGUUGACAUCUUCUUCAAGCCAUUUGAUUGCCGAUGGGGCUACUCCAACAAUAGCUGCUCUUGAGGCUUGCCGUUUUGAUAAGGUGAAACCUGUUAGAGAUAGCAUGAUAGAGGCAUUGUUGUCAUGGAAGAAGAUUACAGGAAAGGGGAAGAAGAUUACAGGAAAGGGAGAAGAUGAAAAUUCAGAAGACUUAAAAAAUGGUAAAAAUUGUGAAUCACCUGAUACUGAAGAAAAGUCAGAGAUUAAAAGGUCAAAUUCCAGUUGUAGAAGAUCAGAAUCCAUAAAAGAUUCAUCUGCUGGUUCUUCACCUACUAAUCCUGUGUCCAAAGGAAAAGGUACUAGCAUACCAGAGAAAGCAGCAGUUUUAUUAAAGAAAAGACCUCCUACUUUAACCGACAAAGAGUUGAAUCCAGAAUUUUUCCAAAAACUUGAAACAAGAAGUUCAGAUGACUUGCCUGUAGAAGUUGUGGUACCUCGUAGCUGUCAUCAGUCUUCCCACUCACAAGGUGAAGAAAAACCAGAAUUGUCUGAUAGUGAUUCUCGGGGCAUACCAAAUCAUGAUGGCUUGACAUGUCGUGAGUCGAACGACACUCAUGGACGCAUCAAUCCUAAUUAUCAGAAUGCCGAGAAAAGAUCAGGGAAAUAUGAUAGGCCACAACACUCUGAUGAUUUUGCUCGGGAUAAGUGGACAGAACAAAGAGGAUCUAGGGCUAAUGACUCAAAAGCAAGGGCUUUUGAUAUUGAGGAUAGGAUUGAAGUCAGUCAGAAGGAUCCCUCUGCCCGUGUGAAUAUCACCAGAGGUGAUGGCCAAACUGAAGGGUCCUUCAUGAACAACAAAGGGAAUUGGUUGGCCAUUCAAAGGCAGUUAUCACAAUUGGAGAGGCAACAAACCAAUCUCGUGAACAUGUUGCAGGAUUUUAUGGGAGGCUCCCAUGACAGCAUGGUAACACUAGAAAACAGAGUUCGGGGUCUUGAGAGGGUUGUUGAGGAGAUGGCACGAGAUUUGGCAAUAUCAUCAGGAAGGAGAGGCGUUAACAUGAUGCUGGGUUUUGAGGCAUCUCCUGAAAGGUAUCUCUCAUCAGAUAGUAUAAUUUCUGGAUAUAGGGGAAGAGAUCCCCCUUGGAGAUCAGAUGCUGAAGCACGGGAUCCUUAUGCAUAUACUGCUCCAAGAAAUGGAGUCAUGAACUCGAGGAGAGGUCCUGGUGCUGCUUCUGUUGAUGUUAGGGUACCUAGAACUGAACAGGAUGGUGAUCAAGUUGGCGCCAGGCGAGCUUGGGAUAAGGGGCAAGGACCAUUUAGGCUUGGUGAGGGUCCUUCUGCAAGAAGUGUUUGGCAAGCGUCAAAGGAUGAGGCUACGUUGGAAGCUAUCCGAGUGGCUGGCGAAGAUAAUGGGACCUCUCGAAUCACAACACGAAUAGCUAUGCCGGAGCUGGAUGCUGAAGCUUUGACAGAUGAUAACCCAGGGCAGGAAAGGGGUCCACUUUGGGCUUCCUGGACCCGUGCUAUGGAUUCGCUUCAUGUUGGUGACAUGGAUUCAGCAUAUGCUGAGGUUCUGUCUACAAGUGAUGAUAUAUUACUCAUAAAGUUGAUGGAUAAAUCUGGUCCAGUUGUCGAUCAACUUUCCAAUGAAAUAGCAAGUGAAGUCUUGCAUGUGGUUGGACAGUUUCUUAUGGAACAAAGCUUGUUUGAUAUAGCUCUGACCUGGCUUCAACAGUUGACUGAUCUGGUCAUAGAAAAUGGAGCAGACGUCCUCAGCAUCCCUGUUGAAGGGAAGAGAGAGAUCUUGUUGAGCCUUCGUGAAGCUUCUGCAGUGGAACCACCGGAGGAUUGGGAAGGGGCUACCCCUGUCCAGAUAAUGAUGCAGUUAGCUUCAUGUUGGGGAAUCAAUUUACAACAGCUUGUCAAGUAGUGUCUUGGAUAAUCUCUCAUGGUUGUGUACUUUGUUUUCUUAUAAUUAUUUGUUUGUCUUGGUUCUUUUGAAGCAUUUAACAUUAUAUGUAAUGAAAUAUAGGAAGAUGGAAGAGCAUGCAUUUAAGCCACAAAAAUCACUUUGGUUUUUUUUUAUUAUUAUUAAACGGUUUCUUUUUCUUACUAUCAAAACAGUCAUUGCAUGUAUGUAUCGAUUUGAUGAAUGUUUCAUCCAGGUGAAUA
This is a messenger RNA of Phoenix dactylifera (date palm), 3467 nucleotides long. RefSeq names its product microtubule-associated protein TORTIFOLIA1. NCBI's taxonomy places the organism in Eukaryota, Viridiplantae, Streptophyta, Magnoliopsida, Arecales, Arecaceae. Gene Ontology annotation, biological process: unidimensional cell growth; multicellular organism development; circumnutation. Gene Ontology annotation, cellular component: cortical microtubule, transverse to long axis. The record is from RefSeq and is a predicted model, not a curated record. Gene Ontology annotation, molecular function: microtubule binding.